Messenger RNA from Capsella rubella, 900 nucleotides. Its product is annotated as 6-phosphogluconate dehydrogenase, decarboxylating 2, chloroplastic. NCBI's taxonomy places the organism in Eukaryota, Viridiplantae, Streptophyta, Magnoliopsida, Brassicales, Brassicaceae. The transcript has a single exon. The record is from RefSeq and is a predicted model, not a curated record. Gene Ontology annotation, cellular component: cytosol. The coding region runs from base 1 to 900 and encodes 299 amino acids. Gene Ontology annotation, biological process: pentose-phosphate shunt; pentose-phosphate shunt, oxidative branch. Gene Ontology annotation, molecular function: phosphogluconate dehydrogenase (decarboxylating) activity; NADP binding; phosphogluconate 2-dehydrogenase activity.
AUGGUUCAUAAUGGGAUUGAAUAUGGUGAUAUGCAGCUGAUUUCUGAGGCUUACGAUGUGUUGAAGAACGUUGGUGGAUUGAGUAAUGAUGAGCUUGCGGAUAUCUUUACUGAGUGGAAUCGAGGUGAGCUUGAGAGUUUCUUAGUUGAGAUUACUUCGGAUAUAUUUAGGGUUAAGGAUGAUUAUGGUGAUGGAGAGUUAGUGGAUAAGAUUUUGGAUAAGACUGGUAUGAAAGGUACUGGUAAAUGGACAGUUCAGCAGGCGGCUGAGCUUUCUGUUGCGGCGCCCACUAUUGCUGCGUCGUUGGAUUGUAGGUACUUGAGUGGAUUGAAGGAUGAGAGGGAAAAUGCUGCGAAAGUGUUGGAAGAAGCUGGAUUGAAAGAGGAUAUCGGUUCUGCGUCUCGUGGAGUUGAUAAGAAGAGGUUGAUUGAUGAUGUGAGGCAAGCUUUGUAUGCUUCGAAGAUCUGUAGUUAUGCCCAAGGGAUGAAUUUGCUUAGGGCUAAGAGUUUAGAGAAAGGUUGGGAUUUGAAUUUGGGUGAAAUGGCUAGGAUCUGGAAAGGUGGGUGUAUUAUCAGGGCGGUUUUCUUGGACAGGAUCAAGAAAGCUUACCAGAGAAACCCGAAUUUGGCAAGCUUAGUGGUUGAUCCUGAUUUUGCAAAAGAGAUGGUUCAGAGGCAAGUUGCGUGGAGGAGAGUGGUGGGUUUAGCCAUCUCUGCUGGGAUAAGCACACCAGGAAUGUGCUCAAGUUUAGCCUACUUUGACACUUACAGACGCGCCAGAUUACCUGCGAAUCUGGUUCAGGCGCAGAGAGAUCUCUUUGGAGCUCAUACAUAUGAGAGAACCGAUCGUCCUGGUGCGUACCACACUGAAUGGACUAAUCUUGCAAGGAAGAGUCAAUAG